This is a messenger RNA of Phaeodactylum tricornutum CCAP 1055/1, 2037 nucleotides long. RefSeq lists its product with no specific name. Bases 1 to 2037 code for a protein of 678 amino acids. The record is from RefSeq and is a predicted model, not a curated record. The transcript has a single exon. NCBI's taxonomy places the organism in Eukaryota, Bacillariophyta, Bacillariophyceae, Surirellales, Neidiaceae.
AUGGCGGCUUGGUUCCGUCCCCUCCGUACCGUCCUCCGUGCUCCGCGCCGUCGUAAACUCGGUACGAUUCUGUUGACCGGACUCUGGUUCUGGGCGCGGGGGUGCACGGGUCCACCUCCCGCCGUUGCCGCGGCUGCCCAUUCAAUGCCAUCCUCCCGUGUCGCUCCGUCCCGGCAGACCCGCACCCGUCACGGUUCUACCGCCGCCAACCCGUCGCGCAAGGCCGGGACGGCCCCCGGCGCCGCCCCCCGCCAUACCGUCGCCUCCCGUCGAGGCACCCGGUGGCUAGUGGCCACCGGUACGGGCACCGUUCUCGCCGCCACGGGAUACGCCGUCACGGAACGUCGUCACCGCGCCAAAGAACAAUUCCGUCAGGAUCAUCCGGAUCAGCCCGAAUUGUACGAUCAACGGGAAGAAAUUGUGGGCGACGAACUCGUCUACACCAAAGUCACCACGCGGUCGCAGCAAGACGAAGAAAAGGCGUUGGUCACUACGCGCAAACUCGUCCGCGAGCAGGCGCGGAAAAUGGUCCAAAAUGUUCUGCACGAACAGGAACAGCGUGAAAAGAAAGGCACGGCCAACCGGGGCGGGAACGUGCCGCGGGCCUGGCAGGAAGAAACCGAACGCCGACGCACCCGGCCAGCGGACGACUUGCCGCCCGCCUUGCGGGACACGGGCGCAACCAAGAGCAACAGCGAUACGCCCCUGGCUUGGCGCCAGCGAGUGGAACAGAUUCUCAAGCCGCCGUCGCCACCGAAGCCUGUUGUGCCGCAACUGGACAAUAUUACUCCGUUUGUUGGCCGUGCGCCGCCGCCGUCGAGGACCGGGAUCAAUGGUGAUUAUGACGCGUCGGGUAUGAUGAUGAGUGAAAUCGAUUACGGCGACAUCGAGCCACCACCAGCAGUGUCCAACAGUGACGCACCCCAGGCCUGGAAACAAAAGGGACGACAGACGAUCGACGACAUCAUCGACGAAGAAGACACCAAUAGCGAUGCUCCGCAGGCGUGGACCGAGUCAACAGGUGCAACUUCUACAGACAACACGAAUCGUGAUGCUCCGAGCGCUUGGUCGAAUGCACCUCCUCGCCCAAGCGUGGACAACGCGCUUUCGAAGCGUGAGAAUUUACCACCGCGUCGAUCCAUUGAAGAAGUCCUGGGUGUUGACGAUAGUCUCCCCGACCCAGCUGCUUCCAUGAUUCCCACCGGCAACCAACCCAAUUUGGAAGGGAUUUUAAGUUCGGACAAGUCGGACAGCGACGCCCCGCUUAUGUGGAGGGAGGGGGGCGUCGCCGGCAAUACCAACGAAGCUUUGCCACCGGCUGAUGGAGAUACACCGUUGCUAUGGCGGGAAGAGGCCCAGCGCCAACGUAGGGAAGGAAGACCGCAACGCUAUCCCUGGGAAGGUCCUCCGCCGCCGGAAAAUGCCAAAUCCGUGGUAACGGACGGUUUAGCGUACCCCGAACCAGAUGCGCAACCGUCCAGGGAUCCAGACCCGAUUGCAGAAGAAUCAGAGGCGGAAAAUGAAUUGGCUGCAUUUGAAGAGGAGCCAGUCGUCAUGGAGGAACUGUCCGUCACGGAUGAAUCGGCUUUUGCCGAGGCACCCCCUCUUCUCGAGUAUGAACCGCCCAGGGUCACUAUGGAUGAUUUAGAGACGGAAAUUCACGUCGCCGAGUCCAAGCGAGAGGAAACUUCGUCCGAACUAGUCUCGCAAGUCGAAACCGCAGCCCCUAAGGAAGCUGAAGUUCCGGAAUUGGAAUCAGUAACAAAAGUGGAAGAUCUACUUGAAGACCAAGGGGCCACCGCCGACGUAGUGGAUUUCGUCGACCCCGACAACAAAACAAAUCGGAGCGAUCCGGCGAAAUCGGACAGGAAGAAACAAAAAAUGAAUCAACCGAAAACGAAAGAAGAGGAAGAAGAACUGCAAAGAAAGUACGCCGCUGCACCAACUUUGGAAGACAAGGCCUUCCAGAUCCUCAAGGAUCUGGGCAUGCUGGAAGACAUUAGCGAAGAGAAUGAAAGCGAGGACAAGAGCACAUAA